Cryphonectria parasitica EP155 is the source of this 2259-nucleotide messenger RNA. RefSeq lists its product as uncharacterized. The record is from RefSeq and is a predicted model, not a curated record. Bases 1 to 2259 code for a protein of 752 amino acids. Lineage: Eukaryota; Fungi; Ascomycota; Sordariomycetes; Diaporthales; Cryphonectriaceae. The transcript is spliced from 3 exons.
AUGGAGGCUGCAGCAGAAGAGCCACCGCAUCAUACUCCUGACCAAGAGAUCGGACACGGCAACGAUCUCAAUGACACUACUCAAGACGACGAGUUUGAUUUCGAGAUCGGUGGCGGCGACGAUCUGGGCGGCCUUGGAGAGGCUGACACCGCAAGGGAUGAUCUAACCAACCCGCCCGACAACGUCGAGGCACAGAACGGCGAUUCGUACACGUUGAAUCCACAAGAGGGAGUGCCGCCGGCAUCGAACGUAGAAUCUGAUCAUGACGCCGGUCUCGAAUUCGGCCACGAAGCCGUCGACCUAGCGAUUUCCGAUUUUGAUGCCUACGCUGGACAAGACGAAUAUGCCCAGGAUGCCCACGAUGGUGGUCUCGGCGAACCUGAAGCCGUUGAUCAGGAUGAGAAUCAAGAUGGUCGUACCAAGGAAGAAGACGGCUCUCACGAAGGAGUCGAUUACGAGGAGACAGCUGGCGAAUUCGAGGGACUCGACCCUGUCGAGCUUGAUUUGGAAACAACCCACGAUCUCUUGAAUGCUGCGACAAGUGUCGAUGGCAUUCAAAAGGGAGUUGGUUCACAGGAGCCCGCCCACGAUACUGAUCCGAUCGAGGACCGAGCCGAGGCAAGGAUAGACACUGUCCAGGAUGCACAAUACCUUGCAGAGACGGCCGACGAUGGUGAGAGAGCUGAAACGCUUAUUGACGGCGAUCACCCUCAGGAUGCAAGUGUUGCAGGCGAGGCAGAGGGCAGCAACGUCAACUCUGAUGCGGACACGUCGCUGGCCGUAGACUACCACACGACCGAGGUUGCUGAUACCUCUCUGAACGAGUCCAACUGGGAUACUGAGGAUUUGGAAGGGGAUAAGGACCUCAACUCCAACGUGUUUCCAAAUGUGACGGUCUCGUACCAGAAGCAGGAGUAUUUCCUCUUUGGAGGGGCUGCCGAUGAAGACCCCAACACAUACUUUCUUAGUGAUGUUGAUCUGCUUCAACAGCCCCUAUCCGAGUUCCUCAGCAACAUUCGCGACGUCAUUUCUUCUGAGGUGGAAUCUGACCAAGAAAUCUUCCUACAAGUCGACGGUCUUGGCCUCGAAUUUGGCGAGUCCACAACGCAGGAUUUCCUCGACCAAACCACGUUCGCUCAGAUCAUAGAGGUGAACAAGAAACUGGUUCAGCACGAUGGUGGCUCUCGGUCGCCCGAGCUAUUCGUCUACCUCAGUACGCGAUCAAACCCUUUACACCGGUUUGCGGAUCUCGUGGAAGGCGCGGACGAGGGCCGGGGACUCUCGCACUUUGAGAAGUACUACGAGGAUGCCUCUGGAAAUGCCUCUGCCACCAAUGAAGCAGGCCCGGAAGGAUUGUCUGAUGAUCUCAUCUCCGACGAUCUGUCGCUUGACGAUGCCGAAGACGACGAGGGUGAGGCGGCAAUGGAUGAAGCAGCUGAACACUAUGAAGUGGAGCAGAGACGCAACCCGUUCCAAGUUGUUGAAGAUCCAGAACAAUCGACUGUCGAUGCAUCUGGCUCUGGCAGUGCGGAAGAGGAUACAGCCGAGUACGACGCCGACGCACUUGAUCCCGAGGAGGCUCAUAUCUUUGAUGCGGUCGUAAAUGCCGGCUCUGCACUCGAGACUACAGAUGGACAUGAGAUAUCUGUGGCCGAUAUCAUAGAAGAUGAUGCGUCAGCAGCAGGCCAUCUUGAUGCCCAGGUCCUAGAAGUGAUGCAUGAGGUGGAGCGUCAGAAUGGUGACGGCCUGUCAGCUGGCAGCGAGAAUCGCGAGAUGACACACGAGGCCGAAACGCUGGUUGAUCUGUCCCAGGAGGGACAAGAAGGCGUUGAUGCCAAUACGGCCGAAGACGACGACUAUCUGGACCUCGGCAACGAAGGCGAUCUUUUGGAACCUGCAAAUUACACCGACACGAGCAACGGCGCGGCCAUACAUAAUGAUACCUCGCGACAAGUUUCCGAUAACUCGAGUGCAACAGCAACCCUUGACGGAGAGGACAGCGCGCAUGGAGAGGAUGCAGCUAUGGCUCAAGGCUCUGCAUAUCCUACCAACGGCCCAACUCAAACCGACCUUGGGACUUUCUCAAACGAUGUGGACGAGAUCGAUUGGAAUCAUGACGAGGACGACGAAAUUGGCGUUGCGCAUCCAAACCCGACCAACCUCUCUCCUUCGAGCCUCUCUGCAAAGAGAAGCAGACAAGCAGACGAGGUCGUUGAUGGUCCGGGCGAUGAGAAUGCCGCCAAGCGCCGUCGCACUUAG